CUGGAGUGGCCUUCGGUAAAGAAUGAAUCAUAUGUGCAAGCCUCAGUCUGGUAUCUCAUGGCUCUACAUCACUACCGUCAGGGUAACCACGAAGAAAUUGAAAAGUUUGCUAAGUUGUUUCUAACAAGUGGGCACGCUACUCUGGAUAGUCGAGUGACAGCUGGGGCAUGGGCCGUUUUGGGAUACAGCAGCGUAUACCGCAUCUUUCAGAUGGAUGAUGACUUGUUGUACUUGGAGUGGCCAUGGCAUGUUUUACCGUUUCAAGUGUCCGUCUUGGUUGAUAGCAAGAUAGGUGUUGUCUUCUUCCAGUUAGCCAAUACAUUGUAUCAAGUCGCCACACGUCUGUCUCGGUACUUUUUAACUACGAUUGGAGAUUAA
Messenger RNA from Cylicostephanus goldi, 378 nucleotides. Lineage: Eukaryota; Metazoa; Nematoda; Chromadorea; Rhabditida; Strongylidae. The record is from the annotation of a GenBank genome assembly.